CUACCAUGAACUAUUAGAAAUGUCACUCAAAAACACCACACUAUCUUUUAGCAUUAAAAUCAACAGAAAAAUACUACGUACUACCAAGAAACUACAAAAGAAUUAAAUAUCAUAAAUUUUGUUUUAUGUUCCACUAACCUACUGUGAACCUGCAGAUAAAAUCACUAAUCUACUGUGAAAUUUACUUCAUUCCGAGAUAACAACCAUGAACUUUCAGCAGGGGAAGAAAAAAAAAGCUCUGCCGUAUUUGACUCGGAGGGAACCCCUAAGCAAGGCAAGGAAAUCUCUGCACGCUUUUGGAAAGGAGGAAGAUGAGGGGGGGAGCACAGAGAAAGAAAAGCAAAGGAAUUCAAAGGCCUCGGUUGAUAUCUUUAUAGCCCCCUGUGAAGCCUUGGGAUGCUGCUGUCCCUAUGAUGGGGCGCAUCCAAGGGCCCUCAUUGAUACUGUGACGGAAUCGAUUAAAGAAGAAACAGCACAGCUGCUGCUGUGUGCGAACGCAGAGAUUGGGGUCGUUGCGCUGCUUGCUUUGCAGCUAGCUAGCUGCUUUUGUCAUUCACCUGCGUUGGGGCGUGGUUUUUUUUUCCCGCUUUUCUUCUGAGAGAGGGGCUGAAGGCUAAAAGCCUUUCACUUCUCGCGCAGAAUCGCAUUAUGCGAGAUGUCUUGGAGAUAAAAGAGUUGUCCGUAAUAGUAUGCGUGCGAAAAUCGCGAACAUGCAUUGUAAAUCUCAGUAGUUGUUUCCUAAGUUUUUUUCCGGCAGAACAUGCAUUGAUUCAUGACGGUGUUUUAGCUUCAAAGUGUACGUGAGCGUUGGCUAUUUAUGGGGUUAUUGCUAAUCA
This is a messenger RNA of Asparagus officinalis (garden asparagus), 836 nucleotides long. RefSeq lists its product as uncharacterized. The transcript is spliced from 2 exons. NCBI's taxonomy places the organism in Eukaryota, Viridiplantae, Streptophyta, Magnoliopsida, Asparagales, Asparagaceae. The coding region runs from base 206 to 598 and encodes 130 amino acids. The record is from RefSeq and is a predicted model, not a curated record.